GCCGCUUCCUGCUCCGCCCCGCGGCGCUUCGAGCGGGCGAGUCCGCCAUUGCCGCGCCGGCGGCCCUUUCAAACGCGGCAGCCGGCGGCAGCAGGGAGUAACGACUGGGGGAGCUGCCCGCCCCUCCCUGGGGGUGAAGCAGGGCGGGUAGCGGCGCCGUGCUGGUCCCGCCGCCCUCCGUGCCACGCCGCCCUCCGUGCCACGCCGCCCUCCGUGCCACGCCGCCCUCCGUGCCACGCCGCAGCGCCCGGCAAGCGAGUGGUUCGCUCUUGUCUCGCUUGUUCAGGACGAAACGAGCCUGUUCUUCUCCCUUCAUUCCCAGCCCCUCUGCCCGGGGAGAGAACUGCCCGACCCCUGCCAGGGGGUGAGCAGGACCGUGGAUGCGGGCGGGCGCCCUUGGCUAGGCUGGAGCGGGACGGGAAGGCGAUUGAGAGGUGGCACAUUCCCGUGGUUCUCCCACGGAGCUGAUGCCCUUCCCAGGCGGCGAGGGUGGUGGCAUUUAGCUCUGUUAGCCCUUUCCCUUGAACGCUGUCAGCAUAUUUGAAGAAAUCGGUGUCGCCAGGGAGAGAAUAGGGCUUCGGAGCAGGCCUGACCGGCUUUGUACAGGAAAAGUCCUUGGAAAUCUGCACUAGCUUCUCUGAGCAAGAGUGUCUGGGAGUUCUCCAAGGUUUUAACCUCAAGAGGAUUACAGUGGAAACCAACUCUUACUGGAAUAUGGAAUACUGGAGCUGACAGAGAAGGAAGUGUUAAAGGCAGUCUAUCUGGAAAAUAUAACAGGUGAUAAGUGGCCAACCUCACGCUGGCUUGAUCCCAGCAUGCUGUGGAAGGGUGCAUAAAGCUGUUCCCAGUUCCCUCAACACUCCAGUUCAGGUAUUAAGAGCAAAGGAACACAGAGAAGAAGAGUGGCUGGAUGAACUUGGAGGUGUCUCAGAACUGGCAGUGAAAAGGCACCUGGGAAGCUGAUAAGAUGUCAUCUCUACCAAGGAGGGUGAAAUGCGUAGCCAAAGCCCCUACAUCAGAAGAACUACCUUCGUUUCUUAAUUCGAGCUCUGAAUCAGAGGAGGAAGAGGAGGAAUGGGAGCCAAAAAGCAAAAUUGCCAGGAGACCUCAUUUGCCAUCGAAAACUGAGGCAAAAACUAAAAAAGCUGCUGCUCCACGAUCAACUGUGGCCAGGAAAAUGGUCAAGAAGGUAGCAAUAAAAGAGGAAAUGGAUGUAUCCUUGCCUAUUGCACCUGUAGAAGAUAAUAAAAUGCAACUUCUAAAACCUAAGGAAGAAAAUGCAGGCACUAAACCAAAAAGUUUAAAUCGAACGCCAGAAGUGCCUAAGAAAAUGGAAAUAAAUUCAUUCCAAGGGAGAAACCAAAGCAGUUUAGUGAGUGAUGAAAAACCCUCAACAAGUGUUCCUGUAGUGAAACAAGAGAAAUGCGAGGAAGAGUUUGCAUUUGAUGAACCACCCUCUAAAAAGAUUAAGUUGAAUGCAUGUCCUGAAGGAAAGCCAGUUAAAAACCUGGGAGGCAAGAAAAUAAAAGAAGAAUUUGAAAUGAACUGGGAUAUUGUACAGGCCUUGUCAGAAAUAACAAAUGUUGAACCAUGGGUGUGUGCAAACUUAAUUUGGCUCUUUCAAGAGGAAAACACGAUUCCUUUUAUUGCUCGGUACCGAAAGGAGCUCAUCAAUAACCUGGAGGCCGACGCCUUGCGGGAAGUGCAGCACGCGUUGGAGGAGCUACGUACUGUUGCAAAGAAGACACAUACAAUGAUACAGAAGUUGAAGAAAGAAGGAAAGUUAUCCAGUUGCCUUUUAAAAGGAUUGCUAAAUUGUAGAACUUUGGAAGAAUUAGACCAUGUGUCUGCACCUUAUAAAACUGGAAGUAAAGGCACCAAAGCCCAGAGGGCCAAGCAGUUGGGAUUAGAACCUGCUGCUCUCUCCCUCCUGCAGAAUCCUGUGGAACUCAAUCUCUUUUCUUACAUUAGACCCAAUACCAAAGGGCUUGCAAAUAUCCAGGAAGUAGAGGCUGGAGUGCAGCAUAUUUUAGCAGACAUAUUUGCUAAAGAUAAAGAUACACUGGAUUUCAUCAGGAAAUUAUGCCAGCAAAGGUACAUUUCCAUCCAGUCAACAUUGGCAAAAGUGUCGUCCAAAAAUGGGAAUGAAAAAGAUAUUGAUAAAUUCCAACUGUACCAUGAGUUUUCUUGUAAUAUAAAGAAUAUUCAGCAUCAUCAGAUUCUGGCCAUUAACCGAGGGGAAAAUCUGAAGAUCCUGACAGUGAAGGUCAACAUUCCUGACGGGGUGAAGAAUGAAUUCUGUUGGUGGUGUGUCAAUGAAAGAUGGAGACCAAAACAAUUUUUAAAACCAGAAUUUAUGAGGCUACUACGGAGUUCUGUAGAGGAUGCAUAUAAACGCCUUAUAUAUCCUCUUCUCUGUAGGGAAUUCAGAUCCAAGUUGACAUCUGAUGCAGAGAAAGAGUCUGUGAUGAUGUUUGGGAGAAAUCUCCGUCAGCUGCUUCUGACCAGCCCUGUGAGGGGCCGUGUUUUGAUGGGAGUAGAUCCUGGCUACAAACAUGGCUGCAAGUUGGCAAUUAUUUCACCAACCAGUCAAAUACUCCAUACUGAUGUAGUGUACUUGCAUUCUGGUCAAGGAUUUCGUGAAGCUGAGAAGAUAAAGAGGCUUCUGCUACAGUACAGCUGCAGCACUGUUGUGAUUGGCAAUGGCACGGCCUGCAGGGAAACAGAAGCUUAUUUUGCUGACUUAAUUAUGAAGAAAUAUUUUGCACCGCUGGAUGUUGUUUACUGCAUUGUCAGUGAAGCGGGAGCAUCGAUCUACAGUGUCAGUCCAGAGGCUUCCAAGGAAAUGCCAGACCUAGACCCUAACCUAAGGAGUGCAGUGUCCAUAGCUAGACGCGUCCAAGACCCAUUAGCUGAGCUAGUGAAAAUCGAGCCCAAACACAUAGGAGUUGGAAUGUAUCAGCAUGAUGUAUCACAGACUUUGCUCAAAGCAACUCUGGACAGUGUGGUUGAAGAGUGUGUCAGCUUUGUAGGAGUUGAUAUUAACAUCUGCUCAGAAAUACUAUUAAGACACAUUGCAGGACUGAAUACUAACAGGGCUAAAAAUAUAAUUGAAUGGCGAGAGAAGAAUGGACCAUUUAUCAACCGAGAACAGCUCAAAGAAGUUAAAGGUUUGGGUCCCAAAACCUUUCAACAAUGUGCUGGCUUCAUCAGAUUCAAUCAAGAAUAUAUAAAGACUUUUUGCAGCAAUAAGAAAAAUGAACUUGGAAGUCGUGCACUUUUGACUAAAGCGGGUGCACUGGGUAAAAAGAAGAGUAAACUAACAUCAUGUGCCUCACAGCAGCCCAAUCCUUUGGACCAAACUUGCAUUCAUCCAGAGUCUUACAACAUUGCAAUGAGGUUUUUAUCUCUCAUUGGAGGAAAUGCAAGUGACAUAGGAAAAUCAGAUAUGCAGCAAAAAGUAAAUGUAGUUAUUCAAAAGGAAGGACUGGAAGGCACAGCCAAAAGGCUCAAUACCACUGUGCACACACUGCAGCUGAUCAUUGAUGGUCUUACUCAGCCUGAAGGCUACGACAUUCGAACAGAUUUUGAUAAACCUGACUUCAAGAGAAGCAUAGUCUGCUUUGAAGACUUAAGCGUUGGUGCUGUUUUGACUGGAAAAGUUGAAAAUGCAACACCAUUUGGAGUUUUUGUUGAUAUUGGUGUGGGAAAAGCAGGUUUGAUUCCAGUGCGAAACAUAACAGAAGCAAAACUCUCUAAAGUGAAGAAGAGAAGAAGCCUGGGCCUAGGUCCUGGAGAAAGAGUGGAAGUUAAAGUGCUUAAUGUUGAUAUUCCUCGCCUGAGGAUAACAUUGGAUCUUAUUCGUGUUUUGUGAGAGGGGUUUCAGUAACUGAGCCUUGACUUUAAAUGAUAAGUAAUGUCAGCAAGGUUGUGGAGAGUCAGGCAUUUAAUGAAUGUUGAAAAUGAACACAUUUUGAAACCUUCAGCGCCUUGCUUUUUUUUUUUUAUUAUUUUUAAUUUUAGUUUAACAGUUUUACCACACUUCUUGUAUCCUUUCUGUUAAUAAUUGUUGGAACAGUUUUUUGGAUUACCUCCAAGCAACCUUGUUAUUUUGUCUGCAGAGCAAAUGAAGCUCCAGUGGGCUGUCAGACAGAUCUCUUAUCUCUUGUCUGUGCAAGAUUUGCUGUCUUAAUCUUCAGUUAGUACUGCACGAGCAGACACAUCUAUAGCUCUCCUCCCAAAAACCAGCCAUUCAGUUUGCUUGUUUGCUGGCUGACAGUCUAAAGGAGGGCUCCUAGUGGCAGGAAAAAAUGAUCUUUUGAAGUGGUAAUGAUGUUGCAUCAAAAGUGGACUGAGGAAAAAGCAUCCACUAAAACUAUUGAUGGUUUAGAAAUAAUUAUCUUUAAUUUAUUUCAUGUCUGUUUACUGUAUUAUUUUUGCUUGUUCAGUUAUCAUGGAUUAACACAGUUGGAUGUACCUUGCAGUUUAAGGAACUUUGCUCAAAGGUGUCAAAAGACGUUUGUGUUGUUCUAUACUUCUGCAAAAUAAAAACAUUUUUGUCCAUC
Messenger RNA from Haemorhous mexicanus (house finch), 4565 nucleotides. It is a transcript of the gene SRBD1, whose product is annotated as S1 RNA binding domain 1. Gene Ontology annotation, biological process: nucleobase-containing compound metabolic process; translation. NCBI's taxonomy places the organism in Eukaryota, Metazoa, Chordata, Aves, Passeriformes, Fringillidae. The record is from RefSeq and is a predicted model, not a curated record. The coding region runs from base 968 to 3874 and encodes 968 amino acids. Gene Ontology annotation, molecular function: structural constituent of ribosome; mRNA binding. The transcript has 24 exons.